GCGCGGGUGGAUGCUCUCGGGCUGCCUGAGUGAGGUCUGUCUCCCGGGCUGGUGCUUGAUGAGCGCUGCCUGGCGCCGGCGCCGCCGCUCGGGCUGCUGGGUUCAUUUGUUAUCCGGCGGCCUGGCUCCAUUUCUGCACGGAGGGCCCUGAGCGGCUGCGUCCGCGGCCGGCCCCCUCGCGUCUCUCUUGUGUAUCCCGCAGGCCCGGCCCUUGCCCCGCUCGGGCCUCCGCAGCCAUGAGCACGGAAGACGAGAUCAUCCGCAUCGCCAAGAAGAUGGACAAGAUGGUGCAGAAGAAGAACGCGGCUGGGGCACUGGAUUUGCUAAAGGAGCUUAAGAAUAUACCUAUGACCCUUGAGUUGUUACAGUCCACAAGAAUUGGAAUGUCAGUGAAUGCAAUACGCAAGCAAAGCACAGAUGAAGAGGUUACAUCUUUAGCAAAAUCUCUCAUCAAGUCUUGGAAAAAGCUGUUAGAUGGACCGUCAACUGAUAAAGACUCUGAAGACAAGAAAAAGGAACCUGCAUCUUCAUCACAAAACAGUCCUGAAGCAAGAGAAGAAAGCAGUUCCAGUAGCAACUCCAGCAUCAGGAAAGAGGAGGCUAAUGCUUCAUCUGAUUCCUUCAUCCCUUCUUUUCCUCGGGCUCCAAGUACUUCAGAUUCUGUACGAGUGAAAUGUAGAGAAAUGCUGGCUGCUGCUCUCAAAACAGGGGAUGACUACAUUGCUAUUGGUGCUGAUGAGGAAGAGCUGGGAUCUCAGAUUGAAGAAGCUAUAUAUCAAGAAUUGAAAAACACUGACAUGAAAUACAAAAAUAGGGUACGAAGUAGAAUAGCAAAUCUCAAGGACACAAAGAACCCUAAUCUAAGAAAAAAUGUAUUAUGUGGGAACAUACCUCCAGACAGGUUUGCCAAAAUGACAGCAGAGGAGAUGGCGAGUGAUGAGCUGAAAGAGAUGCGCAAAAAUCUGACCAAAGAAGCUAUCAGAGAGCACCAGAUGGCUAAGACAGGAGGCACCCAGACUGACCUGUUUACAUGUGGCAAAUGUAAAAAGAAGAAUUGCACUUACACACAGGUUCAAACCCGCAGUGCUGAUGAACCUAUGACAACAUUUGUUGUCUGUAAUGAAUGUGGAAACAGAUGGAAGUUCUGUUAGAAGAAACAACUGUCAAGACACCUGGACCAGUAUGAAAGAGGAUUUUGUAAUUAGUUUUAAGAACUAGGCCAGGCAUGUAGGUUCCUGCAAACAAGAAUUUUUUUUUUAAGUUUUUUUUUUUUUUUUUUUUUUUGUAAAGCAGCAUACAUCCCUGGAGUUAACCUUUGGUUUUUGACACAACUUCCUUAAAUGCUUUCCUAUAGUUAAUAGUCAGUAGGGCCUGGAUGCUCAAUUGUAUGGUGUAUGUUUAAAAUAUUUUUUCAUUUUUGUAAGUAAGUUGACAUUAAACUUUUAUCAAUAAACUUUUGGUAACUGAA
Molecule: messenger RNA, 1468 nt
Organism: Chelonoidis abingdonii (Abingdon island giant tortoise)
Lineage: Eukaryota; Metazoa; Chordata; Testudines; Testudinidae
Gene: TCEA1
Product: transcription elongation factor A1
Biological process (GO): transcription elongation by RNA polymerase II; DNA-templated transcription; positive regulation of transcription by RNA polymerase II
Cellular component (GO): nucleus
Molecular function (GO): nucleic acid binding; zinc ion binding
Source: RefSeq, a predicted model, not a curated record